GGCAACGAGGGCGAACAGCACACGUACGAGUCGCCUCCGGAAGUGACGUGAAAAGGGGCGCCCGGGACGGAGCCAUGGACCAGGAGGCAGCUGGGCCGCUGUCGGAGGAAACGCUCUCACUGUGGAAACGGGAGCAAGCUCGGCUGAAGGCCUGCGUCGUAGACCGGGACACUGAGGCGUGGCAGCGGGACCCCGCUUUCUCGGGUCUGCGGAGGGUCGGGGGCGUUGACGUGUCCUUCGUGAAAGGGGACAGUGUCCGUGCUUGUGCCUCUCUGGUGGUGCUCAGCUACCCUGAGCUCGAGGUGGUGUAUGAGAAGAGCCGCAUGGUCAGUCUCACAGCCCCCUACAUGUCGGGCUUCCUGGCUUUCCGAGAGGUGCCCUUCCUGCUGGAGCUUGUGCAGCAGCUGCGAGAGAAGGAGCCGGACCUCAUGCCCCAGGUCCUUCUCGUGGAUGGAAAUGGGAUGCUCCACCACCGAGGCUUUGGGGUGGCCUGCCACCUUGGGGUCCUUACAGACCUGCCUUGCAUUGGGGUGGCCAAGAAACUUCUGCAGGUGGACGGGCUGGAGAACGACGCCCUGCACAAGGAGAAGAUCCGACUCCUGCAGGCUGGAGGAGACUCGUUCCCUCUCCUGGGAAGCUCUGGAACUGUUCUGGGAAUGGCCCUGAAGAGCCACGACCGCAGCACCAGGCCCCUGUAUGUCUCCGUGGGCCACAAGAUGAGCCUGGAGGCAGCCGUGCGCCUGACGUGCUGCUGCUGCAAGUUCCGGAUCCCAGAGCCCGUGCGCCAGGCUGACAUCUGCUCCCGAGAGCACAUCCGCAAGGCCCUGGGACACACUGGACCCCCCACACCGAGGAGCCUGAAGGCGCAGAGGCCAAAGGCAUGCCCCAGAGGAGACUCCGGAGAGUCCACAGAGUUUCGCUCUUGUUACCCAGGCUGGAGUGCAAUGGCGCCAUCUCGGCUCACCGCAACCUCCGCCUCCUGGAUUCAGGCAAUUCUCCUGCCUCAGCCUCCUGAGUAGCUGGGAUUACAGGCACACGCCACCGUGCCCCACUAAUUUUUUGUAUUUUUAGUAGAGACAGGGUUUCACCAUGUUGACCAGGAUGGUCUCGAUCUCUUGACCUCGUGAUCCACCCGCCUCGGCCUCCCAAAGUGCUAGGAUUACAGGCUUGAGCCACCACACCCGGCAUGGUGUUAAUUCUUGUUAGAACCUUGGGUAGAAUUUGCCAGUGAGCCUAUCUGGUCCUGGUCUUUGGGCGGGUUUCGACUGCAGGUUCAAUCUCUGUGUUUGUUGUAAAUUGUCCGGAUUUUCUGUCCUGAGUCAGUGGCUAGCUUGUGUGUUUCUUGGAGCUUUUCCAUGUUAUCUAAUCUGUUGGUAUACCAUUGUUCAUGGCAUGUUCUUGAUGUGUGUGGGGUCGCUAAGAACGCCCCGGCCUUCACUCCUGCUUUUAGUCACUGACGUCCUCUUUUUCCUUGGGCCAUCCGGCUGUGCGUGGUUUUGGGAGAGUCCUCAUUGACUGCAGAUGCUGAGUGGUGACCUGGCUGUGAGAGGGGACCAGGAGUGCAGGGCCCCUGCUGAGAGCUCACUUAAGCCCAAGAUUCAGAGGGUCAGGGGCUUCAACCACAUCUGCCUGCAUGCCUUUCCCAGGCUCUCCCCACACAGACAGACAGCACCCCCUCCCCAAAGACCUGGCAGUUCCAGGGGGAGCAGGUUUCAGGAGGAGGAGAGGAGGACAGCAGAGGUGGUGUAGAACUCACGGGUGGCAGUUCCGGGCCUCUCAGGAAGCUUGGGAUUAAGCAGGGGUGGGGCUCCAAACCCUAAAGGGGGGGAGUUGAAGUGAAAGGCGAACUGGUAGUCCACGUGGGGUGCGGGUGUGUGCCAGGGCCCUCAGCCCCGCCUAUGGCCACAUCGACUGAAGGAGGAGAGGCUGGCAUGUCAGCAGCAAACCUGAGUAUGUGCUCAUCUCUGUGCGCCCUGACUCUGUGAUACCAGCUCUCCAGAGGGAUGCUUUGAACACAGGAAAGCGCACAUGGCCCCACGCCUCUUGCCUGAGUCACUAUAUUCCUUAAAAGAUGAAGGACCCUGGUCCUCGGCUUUUCCUGCACGUGGGAUCAUGUUGGCUGAGGUGAGCAGUUAAUGCCUCUGUAAUCUGCAACCAGAGGUGCUCUUGCACCCAGCCCUUGGUGGGAUUCUGCUGUAACGUAACUUCACAGCCAGCUGGAUAGAUGUGACUGUGCAGCUCCUGCAUUCUGGCACCCGCAUCCAGCAGGGGCUGAAACGCUGAGUUGGGCAGUCAGACAGGACCUCUCUAAGGCUGCUCCCGGGCUGGAGCCUGGGUCUAGGGUCCUCAGUAAGACUUUUGAAUAAAACUAACUUGAAUUCUUGAAAAGCUUGAUUUUUUUUUCUUCAGCCAUAAGCAGUUUGCUGAGACGCCAGCCCCCCACCCCACCCCGGGGAUGUGCAGUGACAGCCCUGAGCUGGCCCAGCAGCUUUCCCCAAGGCUGCACUGGGGGCAGAGGGUGGGUUUGGGGGAGCAGAGUGCAGGGCAUUGAAGCCGGGGAAACAGGAUCUGUUGGUCAAGGGGGGCUAGAAUUGGGGGAGCAGGUGCAUAGGCCAGGGUCUGGGGAGAGGUGGCCUGGGCACCUAGCACAUGGGGGAACCCCAGCUUCCCAUCCCUGCAUCACAUACCUUCCCCUGCAGGGUGGGGGUCUGCAGGGUUGGCAUGUGCCCCCUGGCCUGUCCCCACCCUACUCCCUGGCAGCAGGCAGAAGGGCAUGCUGGGGGUGCCCUAAGUGCAGUGGCAUCUCGGCUCUACCCACAGAACUUUAAAAAUAGAGCCGUGGUAAAGUCCGUCUCUGCAGACCACAGCCUACCCAGAGCUAAGAAUAUUCUUGAACCACUUAAUAAUUCAAGUUGGAUCCAAAUAGAUUUUCCUGUUCACCUGUGGGCCACUAUGUCCCUCUCCCAGGUCCCCACCCUGCCUGGGGGCUGGGAGGGAGAGACUCCAAGGAGGCUGGUGGGCCAGGCCUGUGGAGCUUCUGAGACCCCCGCCGGUCCUCCAUCCCCUCUCCUGUGGCACUCAGGAUCAGAAGAUGCACCAGGGCUAGAGUGUCCUUUAGGAUCUGGCCAAGGUCAGGCCCCAGGAAGGGGCCCCUCUGGCCAUCCUAGCUGUCCCAAGCCCCACCCCUGCUCUGGCCACAGGCAUCAGACUGUUCAAAUCUGGGUCUGAGCUGGGCUGUGGCCCCUUGACAGCAUCUCGCCUGAGUCACACACCUCCCGUGGCAGCCCUGGCCUCCAGGAGAGCCAGCCUUGCCCCUGACAUCCUGGUGGCUGGUGUACACCCACCCCAGGGCCUGUGCCCUGCUUUCUCUGCAGUAGAGUCACUGAAAGACUUGGCCUGGGGCUCUUGUCCUGGCAGAAGAGGUUGUGACAGGCAACCAGAGCCCUGGGUUCCAGACCAAGGCUUCUGUCCUUGUGUGCUAUGUGUGCUUGGGUAAGCCUCUUCACCUCUCUGAACCUCUUAUCAGUGGGAUGGAUUGUGACCAGUGCUUUAAGAAUAAGCCAUAGUGUUUGGGGUAGGAAGGGGUGUCUGACGGGUGCCCUGACGCCUGAGUCACUCUCCUCCAGGGGCAGUGCCCCAAGAUGCAGACACUUCUCACCCACCCCUGUCUCCCCCAGGCUCUGGUCUUUCAAACAGGAACUCAGAGUGGAGGGGUGCUACCUGGGAAUGCUUGGGGGAGCCCACACUUGCUGGCAGGGAGGUGCUCACCAGCCUGGCCCCCCAACACGCAGUCUCCACUCAACUACCCUGGCCAGGCCCCAAAUGGAGUUUUACCAAAUUAUUAGUUAAGAGCAAAGCCACACGGCAGCGCUGACAUCCAAAUGAAUAGCACACGGUGUAAUUAGGCGAGGUGUCAUAGAGAUGAUGGAGCGCAGCCUGCUAUCCCCGAUUCACCUCCUCAGGAAGGAGGAGCAACUUCUCCUGUCACCAUGGGCCGCUGGUGUGGCCAGUUGGGGGUGCGGCUGGAGGGGCCAACUGAUAGCUGUUGCGGGCACCACAGUCCCCCAGGUACAGGCACCCCUUCCCCUCCCAUUGCCAUGGGCAGAGCCCAAAGGGAGUAAAGUAUAGAAAGGGGCAGACAAGGUGGGAGGCAGGCUAGGGCAGGAAGGAUGAAGACCAGGACACAUCCUCAGAUAGACCCAGAGCAGCCCAGAGAGGGACCUGGAGGGAGCACAGGAGGGCCGAGAGGGGCCUGGGAGGAGGUGCAGAAUCCAGGAAGACAGGACAGGCCCUGGGGCCCUACCCUGGGGUUGCCUGGGCCCAACAGAGAGCUGGGAGCAGGCAGCAGCUUGGAAAUUUUUGGUUUGGUUUUUUAGCUACUGAGUCACUCUCUCCUCCAGGGCCGGUGCCCAAGCUGCCGACACCCCUCUGUUUUUUAGUUACUUACCCCUGGUUUAUUCACCCCUUAGUUUUUAGUUACUUAUAUUUCAUGUAUUUUUUGGUUGUUUAAGACAGAGUCUUGCUCUGUCCCUGAGGCUGGAGUGCAGCAGUGCAAUCUCUACUCACUGCCACCUCUGCCUCCUGGUUCAAGCCAUUCUCCUGCCUCACCCUCCCAAGUAGCUGGGAUUACAGCUGUGUACCACCAUGCCUGGCUUUUUUUUCUAUUUUUAGUAGAGACGGGGUUUCACCAUGUUGGCCAGCCUAGUCUUGAACUCCUAACCUCAAGUGAUUCACCACCUUGGCCUCCCAAAGUGCUGGGAUUACAGACAUGAGCCACUGCACCUGGCUUCAUGUAUGUUUUUAAUGAAGUCAUAAAUGUACGGUUUGAAUGGUCAGAUAGUACUACGAGGCUUCGAAUGAAACCAGCCCUCCGUUCCUGACACACCUUCUUAGAGGCAACCUGCUCUGUGAUUGCAGCUGAUUUUUUUUGGUAUUUACUUCUGAAUAGCCAUCCUCAUGUCGCUGCUGCUGCUACUUUUUUUUUUUCUCCUUUUCUUUUCAGAUGUAGAAAUGUAUCCAUGUCCUUCCCGCCAUGGCAGUUGAAGGCUUGUUCUCUCACACAUGCCCCCCCGCCCAACACUCUCCCACCAUCUUCUCCUUUUCAUUGAAUCAGAAUGCAAUGUGUGCAUUACUGUUUCUCAGCAUACACCCUUCCCAGCUGAGUAAUUAUUGUAAUUGCAUUUCUUUUCUUGAACAACCUCUUAUUUUUCCUGGACUUAAUAACUGCCUCAUUUAGGGGACUGGACUGAUAUUCUCUGUACCCAUUACUUAUUUAGCCCCAAACCCUGCCAUGGAAGUAUAAAUCUCCUUUUGCUUCAUUAAAAACAUCCGGCCAGUCUGGGCACAGUGGUUCACGCCUGCAAUCCCAACACUUUGGGAGGCCAAGGCGCGAGAAUUGCUUGAGCCCAGUAGUUCGAGACCAACCUAAACAACACAGCAAAAACCCAUCUCUAUCACUGUUUUUUAAAGUAAAAGAUAUUUUAAAAAUUAAAAAUAUCCAAGCCAGGCAGGUGGCUCACGUCUGCGAUCCCAGCACUUUGGUAGGUCAAGGCGGGUGGAUUAGUUGAGGUCAGAAGUUUGAGACCAGCCUGGCCAACAUGGCAAAACCCCAUUUCUACUAAAAAUACAAAAAUUAGCCAGGUGUGGUGGUGGGUGCCUGUAAUCCCAGCUAUUCUGGAGGCUGAGGCAGGAUAAUGGUUUGAAGCAGGGAGGUGGUGGUUGCAGUGAGCCAAGAUCGCAUCAUUGCACUCCAGCCUAGGCCACAGAGCGAGACUCUUGUCUCAAAAGAAAAAAAAAAAAAUCCAGCCAUUGAUGAAUGUCUUCCUUCACUUGGCCUGUGGCAGCCAGCCUGCCGGAUGGCCACUUCGACCCCCACUUCCUGGAGUUUGUGCUACAUAGAACAGGAUCGGUCGGUGUGGCCAACAGAUUGUCAGAAGCGAUGGUGCAUCACUCAUAGGAUUGAGUCCUGGAACGUGUUGUCACUUUCAUGUUGGUGGCACGUGCCCUCUCUCUGCCUCUCCUCAUCCUCUUUGAGGGAAGUCAGCCACUGUGUCCUAAGCCACUUCAUGGAAGGGUCUGCAUGACAGGGAAGGAAGCCUCCUGCCCUCAGCCUUGUCAGGAGCCGUUUGAAAGUGACUCCUCCAGCUCUGCUCAGCCUGCAGCUGCCUUCAGCUCCGGUCAGCCCGGGACAGGAGCCUCACGAGGGCCCGAUCCAGAGUCUGUGUCUGGGUCCCCAUCCCUUCGGAACUGUGGGGGAUGGUGAAUCUUUGCUCUGGGAUAAUUUGUUAUGCAGCAAAAGAUAAAAGGCACAGAGUUUCCUCCUGUAUCUCUCCUAGUCGCCUGGUAUACCUGCUGUACCAUCUAUCACCAAGGCCUUCCCCAACCCCAUGCUGGGACUUCCUUUCCCUGCAUCCCCGACCCUAUACAAUCGCUCCCCUACUUGGAUGCUGGGCACCUUCCAGUGCCUUCCUGAGAGAUGUAUGAGAGCUUCGAGCCCGUCCUCACUUCCCACCCAGAAACCAAUGCCGCAGGAAGACUGGGCAUGCGGCGGAAUUUUUAAGCUGCCUGUAAGAGUUCUGGUAUUAGUCGUUGGCUUUUGUUUCUAAGGCACAUGGAUGCCACGAUGUUGCAUGUCUGUCACAGGUACAGCAUGAAUGGCAUUCCCACAUUCCACGACUUGUGAGUCCCCGUUACUGUGGGGAUGAGAUUCCUCCUCUGGGCCUGCCUCCCUGUACGGGACUGUGCUGCCGCUGUCCUCGGUGCUGAAGUGAAAGCUGGGGCUGAGCCUCUCCUCCAGCCUCACGCCUCUUCAUCUUCCACCCAGAUUUCCCUCUAUUCCUGCCCAAGACCCCCUCCCUGGGAAGCAGACCCCAGGCCAUCCUCAAGAUCACCGCCCCCGGCCCCCAACCCUCCUCCCAACGCAGGCUGUCUCUCCCAGGCCUUGCCUCUCUGCCAGGUAGUCUUCCUCCGCAGGGGGCUCCGUCACACAGCCCCGGCAGACAGCUUGCAUCCUGGAGUCUCAGCACAUGGGUGUCUGAGUGGAGAUACCCUGUGUAUAAUCAGAACCCUCCAGGUUGCAUGUGACAAAAACCAACUUAAGCAAACCUGGGGCCUCAUUCGUUCACUCUGGGAGGCAGCACCGGUGCUGCAUGGCCUGGCCCCGGCUCCCUCUCUCUCCAGGAGGCUGCUCCCUCAUCAGCCCAGCCUCACUUCCUCAAAGCAAGCCCUGCUGUCCCAGCGGCCCCAGUGAAAGCCCCAGGCUGACGCUCAUUGGCUGGCUAGGCUUGAGUCACAUGCCUUCCCCUGAACCCCUCACUGUGGCCUGGGGCCGGGGUCCAAGUGCCCAGGGCCUGAACCAGCCUCAGGCCACCUUGUGGAGCAGAGGACUUCUCAGGAGAACAGCACCAUUGCCAGGAGAAGGCACACCUGGUUGAGAAAACCAAGGUCAGGGGACCUUCUCCAGAAGGGUCAGUGGCUUCAGGAUCUCUCACGAAGCUUCAUCUCCAAGGCCUGUGGAGAGCCACGGUGUCUCAUCUUGUCUCCAGGUAAUUCCAUUCCAGUGCCAGCAGGGAACAGCAUGAUUAAGGUUCCAUUAUUAACUUGCCAAUCUUGUUUCUGGGGCACAGACGCUAACAGCUUAGGGGACCCAGUUGGCAUAUAACGAGGUCUCCAUGACAAAUUACUUGGUUAUCAAUUAACUAUCCUGGGAAAUGUCAAGCAGAAUCCGUCAUGCUGGUAGGGAGAGGGAGCCAAUUAACCCAGGGCAGUUCGUCCAACCCACAGUCACUGCGUCCAGCAGGGCCAGGAAUGAGAGAAAGGCCCUGUGGAGCCCUGAGUGGAGCGGGCCCCUCCACCCCCCAGGGCCAGCAUGACACUGGCGGCAGCUUCUGUAGUCAGGCCUCAAGAUCCUGGCGCACCACUCUUGACUGCACCUGCUUCUGUCUUCAUUCCACAGUCACCGGCAUGUCACACCUAGACCGGGCACGGGUGGGAGAGGUGACUGAGGGCUGGGGUUACAAAGGGACACACCGCAGACAGGUGUUCAUGGAUCGUGUGGUCUUCUCUGAUCAAGAUGGGCAACAGCGUCCUCAGGACAGGGAGGAGAGAAGAGUGCAUUCUAAAGGGUGGUGGGGGAAGAGAGCAUCAAGGAGCUGGCAGGAGGAGGGAAGAGUUUGUUCUAAAAGUGGGAAGGGGUGACAGAGAGCAUCAUGGAGCUGGGAGGAGAGUUUGUUCUAAGCGGGGAGGGGCAGAGAGCAUCACAGAGCUGGCAGGAGGAGGGAAGAGUUCAUUCUAAGCCAGGGCAGGGGCCAGGACAGAGAGAGUGCGUCACAGAGCUGGGAGGUGGAGGAGGAGCAGCCAGGUCCCUGGGACGAGGGGCCGGGUGGGUGGCUACCAGGCAGAGGGUGCCAAGGCACAGCAUGGAUGGGCUGCUCCAGGUUUGGGGCAAGGGAUCAUUGGCUGUGCACUGUCAGGACCUGAGCAGAAUCUGGCUCUGUCAUUGCUGUGCUGGGAGACCUUGAUACAGUUUAGUAAAACCUGGCAGAGCGUCCAUUUUCUUAUCUAUAAAAUGGGGACGAUCAUCCCCAGUUCCCAGGAGUGUUGUGGGAACUAACGGUGCUUGGCUCUCAUUUGGUGCUGGCUGAACCUGUUCCUCCUCCUCCUCCCUGCAAGGGAGGCCUUGGGCCCCCCUCACUGGUGAAGGCUCACAGGUGCACAUUCAGGGGCAGGGAGCAGGCGGCUUGGGCUGACAGCUAGCACAUGGACAGGCCAGGGGCUGAGGGGCAGGGGUUGGGGACUCUGGUCACUUACCAAGGUCAAAGCCCAGGACUUCUUAGGUUUGGCUUUGUUUUCAGCAAAGAACCCAGGGUUGCCUGGGAUGCAUCCCACCCUGGUAAAGCCAGUGACCAAGCCCUGGCCCACCCUGUUCCCAGGCCUUGGCCUGUGCCCCCACCCCGCCCCUCUGGUAGUCCCCUCCCCUUGCCUACUUGGCAGAUGAUUGGCAGCUGCCUCUUCCCAGCCCCCCAAGCCGUGGCAGAGCCUGGAGCCUAUUCAUGACAUGGACAUAUGGCACCUCCAUGGGGGGGCUCAGGAGAAACUGCCAAUUGCGAGAGUGCAGCGUGUCCCCAUUCCGGCCCUGCCGGAGCACAGCAAACACAAGCCCUGAAGGGAGCAGAGGCGGCCCGGGGGCGUGCGCGUGUGUGCGGGUGCGCCUGUGUGUCUGCAGCUCACACUGCGGGGGCGCUGGGAGGAGGGGAGGCUGCCUGCUCCUCUGGAGUCUGUGGCUUUCAGAUGCCUGGGGGCUCGGCUACUGGGGUCCUAAGGAGGCGAGCUGCUCCCCUCUGCCCAGCAGGCUUUGCUUCUCAAGCCUGGAGCCUCCUCUCCCAUCCCCACGUCUCUCACCCGGGACAGUGGGCUAGAGGCCGUGAACAGCCCGAGAGCAGAUCUUGGAGAUGGUCUCAUUCUUUCUGGAAUCAGGAUGUUCCGCCCAAGGUCUAGCCCAAGUCUUCUGUUUUAUUGAAGGGGGCGCCACCCCCCCAUGUUAGUGGGGGCACUGCAGCCACCAGUGCACGGCCCCUCGGCCCCUGCCCCAUGCUGGGCUUGCCCUCCAGUGCCCACCUGGGGACCUGUGCUCCUGUGGCAGUGUAGGGUACAGGGAGAGCCCAGCCAAAGGCCAGGCUCCGGGGGUCUCAGCACUCUCCCCUCCUGACCUAGGGCUGGAGGCUGCUGCCAUGGAAACCAGGCCUGUCCACUCACGGGCCAUGUGUGUCCAGGGGCCGUGGCCACCACUUCCUAGCACCCAGCUCUGCCCCCUGCCCCCGUCUGUGGGAGGGAGGGUGAGCCUGGGGCCCCAGAGGCUGAGGCACUCAGGCUACAGGUAAGGGGCCUGCCCCCUGACCCCCAGCUGAGGGGCUGACCCUCUGUGCUGCUGGGAAGCUCCGAACCCUCCCAUGCACUUCGGGAAGUGGCAGCCUCUGUGGGUGUCUCCGUGGCAUCCAUCAGCCUCCUUGUGGCUGGGGCCUGGGGGCAGAACCUGAACACUUUGAGUCUUUCCCGGGGGGGGCGGUCAGGGAGGCGAGGGUGCAGCCCGUUAGAGAGUGGCAACCCAUUAGUUCCCUCCCAGGAGUGGUGCGGGGGGCGGGGUGCAGGUGGAGAGGGGACGACACUGUGUCCCCAGCACUGGUGGGUGCCUGGGUGUCCUGAUCUGUCUGUAGCCUGGCCUUGGAUGAGGGGCCUCUGCCCCGGCCGGGUGGGUGUUUCGGGGCCCAGGCCCCUUUGCCUGGCAGCGUGCACACCCGCCACAGGCGCUGGGCCUACCGAGUUGCAGGCACCGCUGUGCAUCCAAGCAUCUGCUGCCACCGUCUCGGGGCAGAUGGGCUGCCAGUGAGCUAAGUGUGUGCGGGGGAAGGGGUGCCAUAACUCCCCGCCGGGAGUGCGGGGGCGGGAGAGGCAGGCACCCGCCAGUGGGGGAGCCAUCAGAAGGAGGGGGGCCGGGAUCACAUGGGCUCCAGGGUUGGGGAGAGACCGGUGCAGCUGGUUUCUGGACAAGGGACUCAGGUGGGCCCAGCCUCUGGGGACGCAGAGCCUUAGAGGUCCUGAUGAGGGCUGGGAGGCCUGUUACCCCUGACCAGGUGGCCCUGGGCAAGUCCCUUCCUUCUGCAGGCCUCGGGCCCCAGCCUUGUGUGUGGAUGGUCUGGAGGGUGCCUUCCCACUCCGGAGCCCCGUGCCUUGGCAGAAUGAAGGUAUCCUCCACGCACAGAUGCCCGCCAUCUGCAGGGGCCUCCUGCCGGGGGUGCCAGCACACCCUGCCAGACUGAUCCGGGCACGUGGGCUACACCUCCGCCCUUGCUCCAAGGCCUUGGCUCCCAGAAAGGCUGGGGCCAUGCUGUGUGUUAAGUGAGGCCACUUCGGAGCUUGCCAGCUUCCCCCAGGCCCUACCUGGCCACAGCAGGAGCCCGAGGUGAGGAGACCUGCCAGGCUGGGCAGGAUGCCGGCCAGGGUAGAAGAUCCCACCCUGCCCCUGCUGCCUCCAAAGCCCAUGGCACUGGACCCAAGACCCCUCAGGAGCACUGGGACCCAAGGAAGGAGGGAGUGUGGGAGAGUUGGCAAGGAAACAGCCUAAGACCACCAACAGCCAUGGGAGCCAAUUUGGGGUGUCAGGAGGGCCUUGAGCAGAGAGGGGGACCCCACAAACCCUCCAGCAUCCCUGCUCCCAGAGGGCGGUGCCCACCCAGGGCUUUUCUUUCAUGAUGGCAGUAAACAGGGCACAGCUGUCUGUGCUCGGUCCCUGUCGCGUGCUAGAGGCUGCUCUGAGCACUCAGCCCUUCUGUGAUUGGCACAGGAAUGCUAAGAGCCGCCCUUAUGCCCACUAGACAGAAGAGGGUACUGAGGCUGAGCAAGCUGGGGCAGCUGGCCCGUGCCGGGGGCUGAUUAGUGGCUGAGCUGGAAUUUGAGCCCGAGUUCUGCUGGACCCCUUGGGCUCCCAGUCCAGAGUACCCCACUGGAAGGGCACGUGUCCUCCAGGAGAGGCUGCUGGUGCUUCCAGAAGUGCAGGGAAUCAGGGCAGGUGGCCUGCUGUGCCCCCGCCCCCUCCGAGCCAAAGCCCCCCCCCCUCCGCCCAUGGC
This is a messenger RNA of Callithrix jacchus (white-tufted-ear marmoset), 11621 nucleotides long. It is a transcript of the gene ENDOV, whose product is annotated as endonuclease V. Gene Ontology annotation, cellular component: cytoplasm; nucleolus. Gene Ontology annotation, molecular function: RNA endonuclease activity producing 5'-phosphomonoesters, hydrolytic mechanism; single-stranded RNA binding. Lineage: Eukaryota; Metazoa; Chordata; Mammalia; Primates; Cebidae. The record is from RefSeq and is a predicted model, not a curated record. Gene Ontology annotation, biological process: DNA repair.